AGCAUUCAAGUACUCGCACUCGCAUCGCGUCGACAUCGAAGCAGCUAUAAGAAGCAAAGAAUCGCCGACCGCGCUCGCAGUACGCACGGUCGUCUCGCACGCACGCACGCACGCACGCCCAGAGAGAAGAAGACAGAGACGCCGCCGCAAGGUAUCGACGGAUGGCGAGGGACAGCUGCUUGGCGCGGGUCGGAGCCGGCGUCGCGGUCGGCGGCGCAAUCGGCGGCGCCGUUGGUGCUGUUUAUGGGACAUAUGAGGCUAUCCGAUACAAGGAGGCCACUGUGAAGUUGUAUGGAUGCACAUUACAGAUGUAUGUUCCUGGACUGAUGAAGAUUAGGUAUGUGGGGCAAACUACACUUGGCAGUGCAGCCAUUUUUGGUCUUUUCUUGGGUGCUGGGAGCUUGAUACAUUGUGGGAAGUCAUACUAAUUGUUCCUGUUGUUUUGAGGGACCGAUGUAAUAAUAUUUUAAUCAUCUUGAGGCAGAUUUUUUUUUGGGAUCUCU
Syzygium oleosum is the source of this 503-nucleotide messenger RNA. RefSeq lists its product as uncharacterized. NCBI's taxonomy places the organism in Eukaryota, Viridiplantae, Streptophyta, Magnoliopsida, Myrtales, Myrtaceae. The transcript is spliced from 4 exons. The coding region runs from base 162 to 428 and encodes 88 amino acids. Gene Ontology annotation, cellular component: TIM23 mitochondrial import inner membrane translocase complex. Gene Ontology annotation, biological process: protein insertion into mitochondrial inner membrane; protein import into mitochondrial matrix. The record is from RefSeq and is a predicted model, not a curated record.